CUCUUCCUCGAUGUACAUUUGAAACGAAUGAAAUUGUAUCGCCAAUUAUAAAGUUUCUGGCGUGCCUCUCGCUCAUACCCACUCCUAGCGACGCGUCAUGGCAUCACAACUGGAAGAAAACACAUUCUUCACGAAAGAACGCGAUCGGUUGACAACCGAAAUCACAUCGGGGUUCGAGGAACUUCUUUCGAGUAGCAACAAUCUAAACCGCAAGCUCGAAGAAGUACUCGGAAUGACACGCGAAUACGAAACCAUAGCCGAGCUGUGGCAGAGCUUCCAGGAUCUCAUGCGCGGUCAACCCAAUGAGGGUAUUGUGUCCAAGCAGGAGCAGAUGCAGGGCUUGCCAGGCACGGGUGGACACGUCCUUGUCGCAGAAAGCGAACGUGAACGCGCCGAGUAGCCUUAUUUUACUUUACACUCAAGACGGAGACAACAGCAGUGUUACUGUGUUACUGUAAUGAUAAACCGUCCACUAGGCGAUACAAAGAGGAGAGGCGUUGUCUUGAGCACAACAGGUAUAUCGAUAUCCAAAUACAACAAAGUCAAUAAUAGCAGGAAAUACGACGAAACCACAACUAAACGGUCACUAUCAUUAACAUCGAUACAUCUUCUACAUCUCUGCCCAGGUUGCCACCUA
Molecule: messenger RNA, 637 nt
Organism: Somion occarium
Lineage: Eukaryota; Fungi; Basidiomycota; Agaricomycetes; Polyporales; Cerrenaceae
Source: the annotation of a GenBank genome assembly